Molecule: messenger RNA, 2528 nt
Organism: Candoia aspera
Lineage: Eukaryota; Metazoa; Chordata; Lepidosauria; Squamata; Candoiidae
Gene: ARHGEF38
Product: Rho guanine nucleotide exchange factor 38
Exons: 14
Coding region: 156-2528 (790 amino acids)
Cellular component (GO): cytoplasm
Molecular function (GO): protein binding; guanyl-nucleotide exchange factor activity
Source: RefSeq, a predicted model, not a curated record
CUUAUGCGGGUCUCUUCAGCAAGUCGGCUGUUCAAUGAAGGAAGCUGAUCCUGUUGCCCACGCAACAAGCACACACCCACACACCCCUCCCCGCUGAGCUGUUUCUAUUAUUUAUUAUUUUCCCAACCCCUGGGGCAAGGAACACCAGCUUGGAAAUGGAAACCAAAGAUCCUACUGGAAAAGAAAGUGCAGGGCUCAGGAAAAAGAACCUAACCUUCCUUAGACAGAAGUUGUACAUGCUGGAGAGGAGGAAGACAGACACGGUGGUGGAGAGCAGCAUUGCUGGAGACCUCCACAGCAGCUCUGGAACCCUGCGGAGGAGCCAGUCUGACAGAAGUGAAUACAACCAGAAAUUACAAGAAAAGAUGGCACCACAUGCUGGAUCUGUAGGACCAGUUGGUUUACCCUUGGAAACUGAAGAACAACUGAUUAAGCGAAUGAUGGCCAGAAGGCAAAAGAUAAUUGCAGAAAUACUUCAGACAGAAAGAGAUUAUCUUGGUGAUCUGGAACUCUGCAUCAGAAUAGUGGUUGAGCCCUUGAAAAAAAGGCAGAUUGCUCGACUUGAUGUGGACUGCUUAUUUAGCAACAUUGAAUCGGUCCAUGAAAUAUCAUCCAAACUGCUGUUAUCACUGGAAGAAGCAACAUCAGAUGUGGAAGCAGCCACGCAAGGAAUUGGGCAGGUGUUUCUGCAGAUUAAAGAUGUGCUGGAAGAAGCAUAUAAAAUCUACUGUUACCAUCAUGAUGAUGCUCACAUUCUGCUGGAAUUCUAUGAAAAAGAUGAGGAAUUGAAACAGUGUAUAAAAGACUGCCUACAAUCCUUAAAAAAGAUAUAUGAAGAAGGGGGAAAACCAAAUCUACUAGAUAUGGGAUCUCUGAUGAUCAAACCAAUACAACGUGUAAUGAAGUAUCCUUUGUUACUAUGUGAGCUCUUGAAUGCAACUCCCAGGUCUCACCCUGACCACAAAGCACUACAGGAUGCCUCGGUUGCUAUGAAAGCUAUGAAUAUGAAUAUAAAUGAACUUAAAAGGAGAAAGGAUAUAGUGCUUAAGUAUAAGAAGAAUGAUGAAGAUGAAUCUUUGAAAGAUAAAUUUUCAAGGUUAAAUAUUCACUCAAUUAGUAAAAAGUCCAAGAGAGUGACUGGUCACCUGAAGAUUCUGACUGGAGGAGAACCUCAGGUGAAAGAUGAAAUUUUUAAUAAAGAGGAGAAGUUAUUCAAAAGCUUAGAAAAGACGGUCAAACUAUGCGUGAAGAAUAUUUCAUUGUCUCUUCAGCAUUUAGAAGAUUCUGUAUUUCUGGGAGCACAGAGCAUAACUGAUUUUCAGGAUCUACUAUCUGAGAAUGAAGAUGGGGUAAACAGAUCUUCAAACACAUUGAUUAAUGUUGGGAAUCCCAGCGAACUAUUUCUGAAUCAAGUAGACAAGAUGGUGCUGACUCCACUGACUACACUGCAAGCCCUUUUCCUAGGCCCACAGAAGCUCAUCCAAAAGCGUUAUGACAAACUUCUGGAUUAUAAUAGCUUGUAUCCAAAGGCCUCAGGGGCUGAUAUGGACCUGGCCAGGAAAGAAUACGAGGCCCUCAACGCUCAGCUGGUGGAGGAGCUUCAGAGGUUCAAUGGAGCAGCAAAGAAAAUUGUGACCAAUUGCCUGUGUUGUCUCAUCACUCUCCUGAAGAACAUGAUGUCAUCAGCAUUACAAUAUUUUUCAACCAGUCAAUCCCAAUUACUAGCAAUUAAACCAGAGAAAUCUUCUCCAAGUAUCACUGAAAUACAGAAUCAGGUGCUUGAAGAGGUGCACAAUUUGAAUUGCAUCAAGGAAAACCACUGUGUAACUUUUAUUGAAAGAAAGCUGAGUUUUGAAAAAAAGAGACCUGUCCCUCUCCAGCCUGAAUUUCCCCGUCAGAAAGAAAUCCACAGGUCAAUGCUACUUUCUACGUAUAACUUGGACUUGCUGUACGAAGCCAAGCGUAAAUGCAAUGCCACGCAGGAGAUGGACAUUGAUCUUUAUGAGGGAGAAAUGGUGGCUCUCAUAGACCAAAAGGACCCUUUUGGCUGUACAAGCAGGUGGCUUGUUGAUACCGGAAUUCUUAAAGGAUACGUUUACUCUUCCUUCCUGAAGCCUUAUAAUCCAGCCAAGGCCCAAAAAACUGCUGGGGAAACCAAUUUCUGUGAGGGUGACUUUGAUAACAUCAGCCUCUUUGUCUCUUCACGACAACUGGAUGACAACAGUACAAAACCCACAGGACACAAAAGAAGUGGCAGUGGCUCUUCCUAUAAUAGCCUGUGUGAAAAAGCAUCUAUUAAUGGCACAGAAUUGGAGAGCUUUUAUGAAACAGAUGAGCAACAUACUUUCUAUGCAGUUCAUGCAUUUCAAGCAAGGAGUAAGCAGGAACUCAGUCUUCAUGAGUAUCAGCGAGUUCAGAUCCUUCGUUUUUCGGAUCUGAGUGGCAAUAAAGAAUGGUGGUUAGCUGAAGCAAAAGGACAAAAAGGAUAUGUGCCGGCUAAUUAUCUUGGGAAGAUGACAUACACAUAA